Molecule: messenger RNA, 930 nt
Organism: Aspergillus niger
Lineage: Eukaryota; Fungi; Ascomycota; Eurotiomycetes; Eurotiales; Aspergillaceae
Exons: 3
Coding region: 1-930 (309 amino acids)
Biological process (GO): very long-chain fatty acid biosynthetic process
Molecular function (GO): oxidoreductase activity, acting on the CH-CH group of donors
Source: RefSeq, a predicted model, not a curated record
AUGGCGUCCCUCACUUUAGUUGUUCAGCCCCGGGGUAAACCCAUUAAGAAGCUCCCCAAGGAGGUUCAGGUGUCCUCCAAUGCCUCGACCGCCGAAAUCUACAACAAGCUCGCGGAAGCCUCGGGCUUCUCCAUCCACCGUCUCAGGAUCACCAAGGGUAGCGAUCGCACUGUAGUCCCCAACUCUAAGGACUCGACCGUCGACGGAAUCGGUCUGAAGGAAAAGAGCGUCUUGCACAUCAAAGAUCUCGGCCCCCAACUUGGAUGGCGCACCGUCUACAUUAUCGAAUACCUCGGACCGCUCUUCAUCCCGGCUCUCUUCCUCUUCCCCCUCCGCCCAUAUGUCUACUUUAACUUCGACAAGCCACUUCCCGACCCAUCGCAGUUCCAGCUCCUGGUCUGCGCCCUCCUGACCAUCCACUUCAUCAAGCGCGAAUACGAAACCGUCUUCGUCCACCGUUUCAGCAAUGCCACCAUGCCCGCACGCAACAUCGUCAAGAACAGCGGCCACUACUGGGUCCUAGCCGGUUUGAACAUCGCCUACUGGGUCUUCCGUCCCGACUCCCCCGCCGCCACCAUCCAAGACUCUUUCCUCCUCUACAGCGGUCUGGCAUUGUUCAUUUUCGGCGAGCUUGCGAACCUAAACGCUCACCUUGUGCUACGCGACCUGCGCCGUCCCGGUACCACGGAAAGAGGCAUUCCCUCCGGAUUUGGAUUCAACGUCGUUACCUGCCCCAACUACUUCUUCGAGGUUGUCAGCUGGGUGGGCAUCUACCUGCUGAGCGGAAUGAGCUGGAGCGUUCUCUUCUUCAUUGUCGUUGGUACCGUGCAGAUGGCUCUCUGGGCUAAGAAGAAGGAACGCCGCUACCGCAAAGAGUUCGGUGACAAGUACAAGCGCAAGCGCUAUGUUAUCCUGCCCGGUCUGUACUAG